Molecule: messenger RNA, 1083 nt
Organism: Tuber aestivum (summer truffle)
Lineage: Eukaryota; Fungi; Ascomycota; Pezizomycetes; Pezizales; Tuberaceae
Source: the annotation of a GenBank genome assembly
AUGGUAUGGCACCAGAGUUUGGUGACGUUUGUUCCUGAGGAUGGGGUAUUGUUUUAUAAUAUAUUAAUGAUUUCCUGGUCUUUUCUGUUCCCCUCUCCCCUUUUCCCCACUCCUCCCCUUCCACGCUUCCCACUCCUCCGUCCCCCCCAAGCGACAGGUCUCGCAUUAUAUCCCCGACGUUCUUUACUGGCAGUUUGUGUUGAGGGGGGUGUUGAUACUUUCUCUUACUCCCUUUCGUGGCAGAGAGAUAGAUAGUAGUCCAGUGGGCCAACUAUACCGAUCCAGUUUAUUUUGCGGAAAUGUCCCACGUACCAACGGCAGUACUCCUCGCUGCCGCCGCGACCGGCGCCUCUGCGAAGACCGGGAACCUCGGCGAUGCAAAGGCUCACACCGAUAACCCAAUUAGGAAAUAGUGAGUUCCUCCCCCUUCUUUCCCCCACAAUUAUUAGGCAACCGUCACCCAACGGAUUCAUCGCGCCCUUCCACGGCGCUAGGGCACAUGGGAACCUACAAUUCAACCUGACAAACUUCAACUAUAGAACCGGUGUCUUCGUGAAGCUCGACCUAACAGCGUAUCGUGGCGACGAGGGCCCGUUCAAGCUAUCGCUCUACGAGGCACCCGUGAGUGAUGACGGGAAGUGCGAUGGAGCCAAGAACAUCCCUGACCCCUUCCAGCGAGGUGACAAGCUUGAAUGUGAUAGGAAGAGCCCACAGACAUGUCAAGUCGGCGACCCCGUCGGCAAGUACGGGGAGAUACCAAAAUUCCAGGGCGUGAUUUCGAUAAAGCAGAGCUUCCAGGGCUUGUACUUUAAGAAGGAGGAGAGGGAAUUCAUCGGGAACCGCUCCAUGAUCUUGGAAAAUGCCAGGAGGGAUAAAACCGCCUGUGCGAAUAUAACGGAGGUGUAUGGUACCGCAAAGACCUGGGGACCAAAGGGUACAGGCACCCAGCCUAAGAGUAAGGAGGGGCCUAGACACGGGCCCGGUUUUGGUCCUGGAAGUGCUUCUCCUCCAUGGAAGCCUAGCCCAGGAGAUGGACCUCCCGGACUACCACCAUCCAUGAUCGGCCACCCCUUCGCUCCAUAA